This is a messenger RNA of Lodderomyces jiufengensis, 1137 nucleotides long. Its product is annotated as peptidylprolyl isomerase. NCBI's taxonomy places the organism in Eukaryota, Fungi, Ascomycota, Pichiomycetes, Serinales, Debaryomycetaceae. The transcript has a single exon. The coding region runs from base 1 to 1137 and encodes 378 amino acids. The record is from RefSeq and is a predicted model, not a curated record. Gene Ontology annotation, cellular component: protein phosphatase type 2A complex; nucleus; cytoplasm. Gene Ontology annotation, biological process: mitotic spindle organization. Gene Ontology annotation, molecular function: protein tyrosine phosphatase activator activity; peptidyl-prolyl cis-trans isomerase activity.
AUGUCAUUUAUAAAACCAGUAAGAAGAGUAUAUACACAAGAAGACCUAUCAAAAUGGAUAAAUUCAAAUACAUUUAAUGAAAUUUUAAAUUUCAUAUGUGAUUUACAAAAUUCAAUAUUAUCAAAAUCAAAUGAUUAUAAAGAACCACUAGAAGAUAAAACUGAACAAGAACUAGCUAAAGAAACAGAAAUAAUUGAUAAAUUAAUAAAAUUAUUUAAUGAAAUUGAAAAAAUUAUCGAAAAUCAUCCAAUAACUAACGAAAAUAAUCAAAAUAAUAAAUCAAGAUUUGGUAAAAUUGAAUUUCGAGAUUUUUAUAAUGAUUUAUCAAACAAUAUUGAAGCAUUAAUAUCACCAAUUUCAAAAAUUGGAAUAAUUGAAACAUCAACAUAUUUAUUAAAUUCAUUUGGUGAUCAAACCAGAAUAGAUUAUGGAUCAGGUCAUGAAUUAAAUUUUAUAUGUUUUUUAUAUUGUCUAAACAACCUUCAAAUAAUAAAUUCCACAAUGUAUACUUCAAUUAUACUAAAAAUUUUUACAAAAUAUAUGUCAAUAAUGAGAAUCUUACAAAAAAAAUAUUGGUUAGAACCAGCUGGAUCACAUGGUGUAUGGGGAUUAGAUGAUUAUCAUUUCUUACCUUUCUUAUUUGGAUCAUCUCAAUUAGUUAAUCACCCGUACCUAAAACCAAAAUCAAUUCAUAAUGAUGAAAUAAUUGAUCAAUUUCAUAUGCAAUAUAUUUAUUUUGAAUGUAUUUAUUUUUUAAAUCAAAUAAAAAUUACCAAUAAUUCAAAUGAAAAAUUAAGUUUAAGAUGGCAUUCACCAAUGUUAGAUGAUAUAUCAAGUGCUAAAAAUUGGAACAAAAUAAAAGAAGGUAUGAUUAAAAUGUAUAAAGUUGAAGUAUUAAGUAAAUUACCAAUAAUUCAACAUUUUUUAUUUGGUUCAAUUUUAAAAUGUCCUGAUGAUAUACCUGAAGUACAUAAUAAUAACAAUAACCAAAGUACAAGUGAUUGCGGUCAUGUACAUAAUGAAGUUAUAAAUACAUGGGGUGAUUGUUGUGGUAUAAAAAUUCCAAGUGCUAUUGCAGCAAGUGAGAGUUUAAAAUUACAAAAUCAAUCAAAUUAUAAACAAAUUCCUUUUGAUUAA